This is a messenger RNA of Danio rerio (zebrafish), 2106 nucleotides long. The record is from RefSeq and is a predicted model, not a curated record. Lineage: Eukaryota; Metazoa; Chordata; Actinopteri; Cypriniformes; Danionidae.
AUGUGUAGCACAUGGGAAAGUUUCCACUUCAAGACGUUCGAUGGGGACAUUUAUCAGUACCCAGGCUUGUGCGAGUAUAACCUGGUGUCUGACUGCACAUCAAAACAGUUCUCGGUUGAUGUGAAAAGAACCCAAACCCGCAGUGGUCCAAAGAUCAGCAGGAUCGUGGUUAGCAUCAAUGGCAAAAUGUUUUCAAUCAGCGAAAACAAUGUCAUGAUCGAUGACAAAAUUACAAAGCUGCCAGUGUAUGAAUCAGGGAUCCUUAUAGAAGAGAACACAAUCUACACCAAUUUCCGAUCCAAAACAGGCCUGACGGUCAUGUGGAGCAAAGAUGGGGCAGUCACGGUUGAGCUGGACAAUAGAUAUCAAAAUAAAACCUGUGGAUUGUGCGGCAAUUUCAACGGGAUUGGUGAUGAGUUCGAUAUAGCAGAAAACAGCAGAAAAAUGGGCUUCAUAGAGUUUGGAAAUAAACACAAAAUUAACUUAAUGGAAUCUUGUGAAAAUCCUUCGGAGAUUGAGGAAAAGAAAAACUGGACAGCUAAAUGUGAAGAUUAUCAAGCAGAAUGUGAAGAGCUUUUCAGGGCUGAAGUCUGGUCCUCUUGUGCCGUGAGCUACUAUCCAUAUGUAGACGCCUGCGUUUAUGAUAGAUGCUUCAGCAAGAAAUCUUCCGUCUGUGCGACUCUGUCUGAAUAUUCACGCCAGUGUUCACAUAAUGGAGGAACUCCAUCAACCUGGAGAACAAAAGACUUUUGUGCUGUGAAGUGCCCCUACAAUAUGAGCCAUUCUGAGAGCGGCUCCCCCUGCAUAGACACGUGCUCACAUGAAAACACAAACAAACAGUGUGAGGAGCACAAUAUCGAUGGCUGCUUCUGCCCACCAGAAACUGUGUUUGAUGACAUCUUGAAUGCGGGCUGCAUUCCACGAGAGCAAUGUCAUUGCAAGCACGACCGCAUCUACAAACCACAAGAUAUUCUACAAGACGAAGAGCAAGAUUGUGUGUGUCAGAAUGGAAAAUGGAACUGUAAAAUAAAACCCGUUCUUGGCCGGUGCGCAGUAGAGGAAGGAUCUCACUUCACCACCUUCGAUGGACAGGAAUUCACUUUCCAUGGGGACUGUAACUAUGUGCUCUCAAAAGACUCCGAGGGGUCAAAGUUUAUUAUAUUGGGACAGAUUUCUCCUUGUGCUGCCCUUAACAUUGACACUUGCUUAAAAUCAAUUGAAGUGAUAUUUAACAAUGACACGGUUAAUCGUCUGGUGAUUUCUGAAGAUGGGACAGUAAAACACAAUGGACUAGUUCUACUUCCAUAUACCCCAGCUUCACAUCCAUUCAUCGUUUUCAAUCCAUCAUCAUUUCACGUCCUGAUUAAUGUAAACUUUGGGCUGCGAGUGUUGGUACAGCUGGUGCCCCUCAUGCAGGUGUACAUCACUGUGGAUCAGAGCUUCAAGACCAAGACACGCGGUCUCUGUGGAGAUUUUAACAGAGUGCUGGUUGAUGAUAUGAGAACCCCUCAGGGAUUGGUGGAGGGCACAGCGGUUUCCUUCGCAAACGCUUGGAAGGUUGAGACCAACUGCCCUGACCGUUCUGAUAGAGAAGACAACCCCUGCUCUUUCAACAGUGCCAGUGAGAACUAUGCUGAGCACUGGUGCUCCAAGAUAAUGAACAAGAAUGGCAUUUUUGGCAAAUGUCACAACAAAGUCAACCCAGAAAGCUACUACAAAAGAUGCAAAUACGUCGGCUGUAUCUGUGCGAGGAGUGAGGACUGCUUGUGUGCUGUGUUUUCCUCAUAUGUCCGUGCCUGUAUGAUUAAAAACGUAACACUCGAAGGAUGGAGAGAAAAUGUGUGCGAAAAGUACAAACUUGGCUGCCCAGCCUCACAGAGAUACUUCUAUUACCUGAAGAGCUGCCAGCCUACCUGUCUUUCUCUCGCCUCCAAGCAAACAAGCUGCAAAGCAGACUUUGUUCCUGUUGAUGGAUGCGCGUGUCCAGAAGGACUCUACAAGGAUCAGGAUGGAGAGUGUGUAUCAAUUGAAAAAUGUCCUUGUUACGACAAUGGAAAGAUAGUCCAACCUGGCACAUCUAUCGACAUUAAUGGUCAACACUGGUGA